AUGCCUUCUCGUCCUCGACCAUCAAAAGUUACAAAGCAAAAUGGAAGCACUCGUAACCGCAAGCCCUCGUCUGGCACUGUGCAACAGGAGCUAGAACACCGCUAUGUUGUUGCCAACGGAAAUACUAAUGGACACGGCCUAAUCGACCGCGUUUCCCUUGGCCACCAGAUGGCCCUCCCACUUCGUCAGACAAGCCCUUUUCCUCGCGUGGGCGGCAGUAGCGACGUCCCUGACAACUUCUCCUUUGCCCCCCAGCCAAACCCUUACCCCGUGCUCGGCCCUCCGCAAUACUCGACUGCCGCCGACCUCGCACGCUCCAAGUACGGCGCCGACGUCAAGCUAGACAGCGCGCUGUGCAAAAAGCUCGGCGCCGAGGAGGCCAAGCGUCCGCCCACGCAGCGCCGCGCCGACCAAAAGCUCAACAUCGACCGACGCAGCAACAUGGAGGCGUUCGUCGCCCACGUCACCGGCCAGGUCGUCAACAGGCCGUGCAAGAACUGCUACAAGGGCCACGGCCCCUGGACGCAGUGUGUCGUCUACGAGGGCCAGAUGUGCGGCAGCUGCACCAACUGCUGGUACAACGCAAGCGGCUCGCGCUGCACGUUUCAUGGCAUCGGCACUGGCUCCCCUCCCCCCGCUGCAAUGCCUCCGAGCGGCGUCCCGGCCAACGGGUCUGACGAGACCGGCGGCGGCAACUUGCCCUAUUAUACGUCGCCCAAGGAUGACGCGAAGGUCAUUCCAGAUUGGGCGACGCCGCAUCGAGACAACGAGAGCAACGACUCCUCGCAGAACCAUUCGCAUGCCUCGGAGCCGCUCCCUACCCAGCCGCCCGCCUACAUGGCCUAUCCGCCGCCGGCCCAGUCGAUGCCUCAUCAGGGGCUUGCUGGCAUGGGGAUAAUGGCCGGUGGCGGCGGAGGGCAGGACGCGGCUGCCUCAGUCGCUUCCUGGAUGGCCUGCGAGCCAACGCGCCGGCUAAUUCGCCAGGCCAUGGACGACGUGGCUAUGCUGAGCCGGCGCGACCGGUACAUCGCUCGUAUUGAGACGGCGGCUGAGGAGCUCGGCAUGCGCAUCGCCGAGUACAAUGAGUACAUGAAGACGCCAGAGGGCGUCGCCGAUCUGCAGCACUUCCAGGAGGCCGCGGCUGCGAACAUGAUGCCUCCGGGUCAUGCGCACGACGCGCGCAUGGACACCACCAUGGAGACCGAGUCGAUUCACGGCGAUAGUUCCAUGGCUUGA
Molecule: messenger RNA, 1236 nt
Organism: Cordyceps fumosorosea ARSEF 2679
Lineage: Eukaryota; Fungi; Ascomycota; Sordariomycetes; Hypocreales; Cordycipitaceae
Exons: 3
Coding region: 1-1236 (411 amino acids)
Source: RefSeq, a predicted model, not a curated record